Drosophila erecta is the source of this 1327-nucleotide messenger RNA. It is a transcript of the gene pinta, whose product is annotated as retinol-binding protein pinta. Gene Ontology annotation, cellular component: membrane. Gene Ontology annotation, molecular function: phosphatidylinositol bisphosphate binding. The transcript has 3 exons. Lineage: Eukaryota; Metazoa; Arthropoda; Insecta; Diptera; Drosophilidae. Bases 247 to 1068 code for a protein of 273 amino acids. The record is from RefSeq and is a predicted model, not a curated record.
AAUCAAUUCGAAUUAAAUUAAUCCAAUUGAGCAAAAACGCCACAAUUAAGCUUGCAACGGAUCAGCACUUAUGUAAUUUUAGAAUGCGAUUUCCAUGUGCGAAAUGCCGACGAGACUAACGAUUAAGAAAAAAACGCUGAGUACGCGUAAAAGCUUGAAAAGCUUAUUUCAGUUAGCGAGUGCAUGUCGCAAUUUGUUUAUAAACAAUUGCUUUAGUUCGCUGAAAGUCGUUACCAAAGGAGCGUCAUGUGGUCACGCAGCAGCAGUUCCAAAAGGCAAGUGGCCACCACCGAUGGUGACACCGAAAGGGUUUUGGCGCAGGUCCAGGAUCUCAGCGACUGGCUCGUCGCCAAUCCGCAGAUCAACGGUUGCAACACAUUCGAGAACCUGCACUUCUUCCUCCGCACCUCCAAGUUCGAUGUAGAGCGGACCAAGAAGAAACUGAAGACGUUCUACCAAAUGCGGGCGGAGCGCACCGAAUGGUUCGAUAAUCGCAAUCCCCAGUUGCCCGAAAUCCAGGAGCUACUAAAGCUGGGCGUCUUCCUACCCAUCGGUCCGGAUGCCGAACAAAGGAUGGUGGUGGUCAUACGCACAGCAGCCCACGAUCCCAAGCUCCACAGCCAAAAUAAUGUUUUUAAGACCAGCAAAAUGAUAUUAGACCUGCUGCUAAAGCUCGAUCCGGAGACUUGUGCCCGCGGAAUGGUGGCUAUUUUGGAUAUGCAGGGCGUUCAACUGGGGCAUGCGCUCCAAAUGAAUCCGAAACUUAUUAAGAGAUCCGUGGAGAGCUGGACCGCCUAUCCAUGUCAGCCCAAGUUAUUGGAGUUUACCAACGCCCCGCGCCAUGUGAACUUCUUUUUGAAUACCUUUAGAAUAUUCAUGACGCCCAAGAUAAGAUCGCGACUUUUCGUGCGUCGUGAGGGAACAUCCGUGUGCUGUGAUCAAUUGCCCAAGGAACUCGGUGGUCAAGGACUAAGCUAUACGGAGCUGUCGGUGAAGUGGAAAAAGUUGGUGGAGGAGAAUGCCGAUUUCUAUGUGGAACAAGACAAAUACAAAAGCCAGCUCAAGUGAUUGGGGUUAGUGUGGCGACAGUGAUAAGAAGGCGAUUAGCCGAAUGUUAUAGAUUAGUCGAAAACAUUUAGAAUGCGCAAAUGCACAAAGGCGCAUAUCAGUUGUCAUAUUUUAUGGAAGGGUAUUACAAGUACUCCCUAAUUCCCCACUGAACCACAUUUUUAUAUUAUAAGGCUAUUAUUUUCAUUGUAUUAUUCAUUAUUACUUUUUUUUUUGCCAAAUAAAGUGUCAAUGCACGAUAAACCAAAAAAGAGUGGAC